AACAGGAGUUAGCAAUAGCGUCGACGUUCGUUCGAGAGAUCACGAUAUGUAACAACAAAAAGCUGCUUACUUUGCUUUACAUAACAUAUCCAUCUCAAUUUCUACAUAUUCUUUCCGUAAUUUAGUUAGUCUCUUCUCUUGUUUACUCAGACCGAAAUGUGUCUCGGCUUCUCCUACCUCCCAAGCUUUCAUCUCUCUAGAUGUCUAUAUAUUUAACCUCACGUAUAUAUGAAUUCGAUAUUCUAUGGUAUAUUCCAAAUACAAUAAUCAAUCGUAGAUGUCUACUUUUAUAGCAAAGAGUCUCGGAUCCCUUGUCUCUAUUGUAGCAAGAUUUUUCUCUUUCCGACGCCGUCCUAAGUCUAACCCAAGACCCACCACACAUAUCAGCUACUUCAGGAUGUCUAAGAAACGCCCACUUUCUUUGCAGACGGUUGAUCUCAAGGUCAGGAUGUGUUGCACUGGUUGUGUCAGGAUCGUUAGGAAGGCAAUCUCAAAACUCCGAGGAGUUGAUUCAGUAGAGGUGGAGAGAGAGAUGGGAAGAGUGAGAGUGGUGGGAUAUGUCGAUAGAAACAAAGUGCUCAAAGCCGUGAGACGAGCCGGGAAGAGAGCUGAGUUUUGGCCAUACCCUGAGCCUCCACUUUACUUCACAUCCACUCAAAACUAUUUCGUUGAUCCCUCAAAAGAGUUUAAAGAGAGUUAUAACUAUUACAGACAUGGUUAUAAUGGUACGGAACAACAUGGUAAUAUCCCUGUAGGUAGUCGUGGAGACGACAGGGUUAGUAAUAUGUUUAAUGACGAUAACGUCAAUGCAUGCCGUGUCAUGUAGCUGUUUCUAAACGACUGAAAACU
Molecule: messenger RNA, 849 nt
Organism: Raphanus sativus (radish)
Lineage: Eukaryota; Viridiplantae; Streptophyta; Magnoliopsida; Brassicales; Brassicaceae
Product: heavy metal-associated isoprenylated plant protein 44
Exons: 3
Coding region: 278-826 (182 amino acids)
Molecular function (GO): metal ion binding
Source: RefSeq, a predicted model, not a curated record